AUGUCUGCUGUCCACCCUUUCUCACUCGAUUACCCGGAGACAAAACCAGCCUUUAACAAACAAAGCAUUGGAGAUACACAAAAGGAGCACGGCUGGACCAAUGGCCCGGAAAAGCACAAAGACGAAGUAGUCCCAACUUUGAAAGAAGAGAUGGUUGAUUUUGCCAACAACGUUAGCAUACUUGGGAUGAAGCAAAUUGUGAAUACCAAAUACUCGCCUGCCCGACGUCUCAUUUGGUUAGCUUUUGUUUUAACAGGGUCAGCAUUCUUAGUUUUCCAUCUCUGGAACCGGAUUGCCUAUUACCUAGAGAACCCAGCCUCAGUGGACGUGAGGUUUAACUAUAACGACACUAUUCCGUUCCCCACGCUUACUAUCUGCAAUAACAACAGAUUCAACGUUGCAAAACUUUCUCAGAACGGUCAAUACAACCUGGCAAGUUUCUUCGACUAUGCGGUGACGCCCAAUUUCACUGGGUACGACAUGGACGCAUACAACUGGACAGCGUUUUACAUUAAUAACCAAUACACAAUGGUGGACAUUGCACCAUCGUAUUGUACGUUCAAUAGCGAACCGUGUUUAUCUAACCUGUCUCUGGUCGAAACUGAAAUGGGGACCUGUCUCCAGUUUAACGGAGAGGGUGAAUUGAAGAUGGUUGACGGAGAAGGAAUCCACCAUGGUUUAACAACGUUUCUUCUCGCCAAUCAGUACCAAUACGUUCCUUUCACUGUCACUGCUGGAUUCACAAUUUUGCUUCACGACCGGGGCGAAGUGCCGCAACUGUCUCGUCUGGGACUGCAGAUAGCGCCUGGAGAAAGUGUCAACGUCGCCAUGAAGCAAUUUAAGGUGUCGAACCUCCCUCCCCCACAUGGCCAGUGUCAAGACAAAUCACUAAAAUAUUUUCCCAAAUAUACCAAACUUAAUUGUGAAGCUGAAUGCGGCAUUAACCGCACAAUUGAGAAAUGUGGGUGCCGAAUGCAUCACUUUGCUGACGUCAGUGAUGUUCGUGUCUGUAACCCCAGGGAUCUUAGGGAGUGUGACGCCGUGAAUUCAACCGCAGAAAUCAAAGCACGCAAUUGCGGCUGCACUGAGGCCUGUAGAAGAACUCAUUACGAAACCUCUAUCUCCCAUAGUAAAUUAUCAGUACUGUUUAUGAACACAAUGGUGGCGCAGUACAACGUACCUGCAUCGUUUUACGCGGAAAACCUGAUUGCUCUUAAUAUUUUCUAUUCUGACAUCAGCGUCGAGGAGGUGGUGCAACAGGAGGCGUACAGCGCUCUGACCCUCUUCGCAGAUAUCGGGGGAGCGUUGGGUCUCGUGCUGGGGAGCACCUUGAUGACAGCUGCUGAAAUAGUGGACUUUGUUCUGGGCGUGAGUUUAUGGAAACUGUUUGGACUCAAAGUUUAA
Lingula anatina is the source of this 1404-nucleotide messenger RNA. Its product is annotated as acid-sensing ion channel 2-like. Gene Ontology annotation, biological process: sodium ion transmembrane transport. Lineage: Eukaryota; Metazoa; Brachiopoda; Lingulata; Lingulida; Lingulidae. Gene Ontology annotation, molecular function: ligand-gated sodium channel activity. Gene Ontology annotation, cellular component: plasma membrane. The record is from RefSeq and is a predicted model, not a curated record.